Alosa alosa (allis shad) is the source of this 1973-nucleotide messenger RNA. It is a transcript of the gene hmbsa, whose product is annotated as hydroxymethylbilane synthase a. Lineage: Eukaryota; Metazoa; Chordata; Actinopteri; Clupeiformes; Clupeidae. Gene Ontology annotation, cellular component: cytoplasm. Gene Ontology annotation, biological process: heme biosynthetic process. The transcript has 14 exons. The record is from RefSeq and is a predicted model, not a curated record. Gene Ontology annotation, molecular function: hydroxymethylbilane synthase activity. Bases 187 to 1269 code for a protein of 360 amino acids.
CACAGGCGGAAGUGAAAUUGUCAUCUAGGACUAGGUCACACCACUAUGAGUGUCUUCAUAUGAUGGGUGACCGGCGGAGUUGUCCAUUCAAUCAUUUCCUAAUGCAAAUUGUGAGCUUUAUCUGAACAAAUUAUUAGUGGUAGUGAUACACUUAUAGUACGGCAUCACCAGACGGCUGGCGGAGAGAUGGAACAGUCUGAGGAAGCUCAAAAUUCCUCGGAAGGAAAUGGAAAGGCUGGCCGUGUUAUCCGGAUGGGAACCAGAAAAAGUCAGUUGGCCCGGAUCCAGACUGACUUUGUUAGAGACAAGCUCAAGGAGCUUUAUCCGGAUGUCGACCUGCAGAUAGUUGCCAUGUCCACAAUUGGAGACCAAAUCCUGGACCGUGCUUUGUCAAAGAUUGGCGAGAAAAGUCUUUUCACCAAAGAACUUGAGAACGCCCUUGAAAAGAAUGAGGUCGAUAUUGUUGUACACUCCUUGAAAGACCUGCCUACUUCAUUACCCCCUGGGUUCACUAUUGGAGCUGUACUAGAACGUGAAAGUCCUUAUGAUGCUGUGGUUCUUCACCCUAAACAUGCAGGACGUUCACUAGACGUGCUGCCAGACAAAAGUGUGAUUGGCACAAGUUCCCUGCGCCGAGCUGCUCAAUUGAAGAAAAGAUUCCCUCAUCUGGAGUUUGAGAAUAUUAGAGGUAACCUGAACACUCGACUGAAAAAGCUGGAUGAGAAGGAGGACUAUGCAGCAAUCAUCCUUGCUGCGGCAGGACUCAAGAGAAUGGGCUGGGAGAGUCGCGUCAGCCAGAUCCUUGAGCCAUCUGAUUGUAUGUAUGCUGUGGGUCAGGGAGCUUUGGCGGUGGAGGUUCGUGCACGAGACAGAGACAUACUAAACAUGGUGUCUAUUCUCCACCAUCACGACACGGUGCUACGCUGCGUUGCAGAGAGGGCUUUUCUUCGACAGCUGGAGGGUGGCUGCAGUGUACCAGUUGCUGUCCACACUGAAGUGAAAGACUCCCUGCUCUAUCUAACAGGAGCAGUAUACAGUCUGGACGGUUCUGACAGCUUGAAGGAGACCAUGCAGACUAGUGUUCUCCCAGACAAUGAGGUGGUCCAAUCUGCGGACGACUGUUCCCAUGUUGGGGUGACUGCUUGUAACAUACCCGAGUUCUCCCUGGCUGCUGCUGAGAAGCUCGGGGUGGACCUGGCAGCUCUUCUGCUGAGCAAAGGAGCCAAGGACAUUCUGACCACUGCACGGCAGCUCAACGACGCUCGAUGAGUUGUCCACCUGUGCUGUCAGGAGAUUCUGUGUUCUGGCCAUAUGUUGGUCUCCACUACACCUACCCACAACUUAUUUGCUGUAGUUCUCAGUUAUAAAUAUAGUGUAAUUUCAAACUUUUGAAAAGAGAAAGAAUUCCAGAUGAGGAAGUUGGUAGUUGUAGUAGGUAGAGAUAAGUCACGACUCAGUACCCUCCAAGCUUUAAACAAUAGUCAACACUGAAUUUCAUUUUGGUAAAUCAACCACUUUGACACACAGCAGGAAAUAUCACGCAAGCAUGUUUUGUCCCUAUGUGUAACAAGAAAUGUAUCAAAAACAUAUUGUGGAGUGCAGUCUUUAAAAAAUAAUUUAUUGAUGUCAUUUAAACCCAUAUGGUCAUAUCAUUCUUUUGUCGAUUUUGAAUGAGAAAAGCCUGCUUCAUAGACAUUCUUACUGACUGACUACAUGAUUGUCAAAGUAUUUUCAAGUUGUCUAAAAAAAAAAAAAAACUAUUUUAUGGUAUUAUUUAUGAUUUUUAAGAUGUGGUGGCUGUAUUCUUAGAAUAUUGUCAAUGGGGUGUACCGUUGUAUAUAUGUAAAUGAGAGGCUGUAACAAAAAUCAGGGCAAUACUAUUUUAGCACUGCAUUUACAUACUGUUCAUGUGCCUUUCAUGAUCAACAGCCUUAAACAAUUAUAUGUACAAUUUUUAAAUAAAACAAGGUUAA